This is a messenger RNA of Nothoprocta perdicaria, 613 nucleotides long. RefSeq names its product transcription factor 24 (gene TCF24). Lineage: Eukaryota; Metazoa; Chordata; Aves; Tinamiformes; Tinamidae. The record is from RefSeq and is a predicted model, not a curated record. Gene Ontology annotation, biological process: developmental process; regulation of transcription by RNA polymerase II. Gene Ontology annotation, molecular function: DNA-binding transcription factor activity, RNA polymerase II-specific; RNA polymerase II transcription regulatory region sequence-specific DNA binding; protein dimerization activity. Bases 102 to 587 code for a protein of 161 amino acids. The transcript is spliced from 3 exons.
AGCUCUCUAACACAUGAAAGCCAAGAUCUAUCCAAGAAAUUCAGAAGGUCUGCUUGGAUAAGAACAACCGGAUCAGGGCCUCCCAGCUGGGGAAGUCACCGAUGGACUGYGGACACUUGGCUGCGAGCAGCAAGGAGAGCUCGAGCCCCGGCCUGGCGCCCGGCUCCCCGGCGCCCGCUGCGGCCGGCAGCGGGUCCGUGGCGGCGCCGCGGGCCGGAGCAGCGGCGGGGAGGCCGGCAGCGGCCAACGCGGCCCGGGAGCGCAGCCGCGUGCAGACGCUGCGCCAUGCCUUCCUGGAGCUGCAGAGGACCCUGCCCGCCGUGCCGCCCGACACCAAGCUCUCCAAGCUGGAUGUGCUGCUCCUGGCCACCACCUACAUCGCGCACCUCACCCGCAGCCUUCAGGAUGAGGAAGAGGCGCCAGGGGAGGCCUUGGGCCCCCUCCGAGGGGAUGGGUACCUGCACCCUGUCAAGAAAUGGCCAAUGCGAUCCAGGUUAUACAUAGGAGCUACGGGACAGUUUCUGAAUCACUCAGCACAAGGAGAAAGUGCAAGCCAAGGAGAAACAUCAACAAGUUCACAAAUCUAACCUCUUUUUUCUUUAUAUAUAUAAAA